Molecule: messenger RNA, 2828 nt
Organism: Strongylocentrotus purpuratus (purple sea urchin)
Lineage: Eukaryota; Metazoa; Echinodermata; Echinoidea; Camarodonta; Strongylocentrotidae
Product: toll-like receptor 3
Exons: 1
Coding region: 1-2817 (938 amino acids)
Biological process (GO): signal transduction
Molecular function (GO): protein binding
Source: RefSeq, a predicted model, not a curated record
AUGGCUGCCAAUGAGUCGAAUUCCAUGAUCUGUGUUCAUUUGAUGUUGGUUGCAUUAGGAAUCGUCUUCCUGCUCCUGCCUCAGUCGGAGGGUACUGCAGAAGAUGUGGCUUCAAACAAGAAUCUUCGAAAGUGCAAUUUAAAGAACUCAAGUCAUGGACUUAUCGCCGAUUGCAAUAAUCUUGGGCUGAGAGCAGUACCUCAACACUUGCCAAUAGAAGUGAAUACCCUUGCCCUGUCCUCCAACAACCUGACAACCCUGCAUGACGAGUCCUUUAAACACCUGCCAAAUCUUGUUACACUGGCUGCAUAUGAUAACCCACUUUCUGUCAUCGAAAACAAAGCCCUCUGGCCUCUGACAAUGCUUAGGUUGGUCAUAUUACAUCAUUGUAAUCUACAGACUAUGUCUCCUCUGCUCUUUGUCAAAAACACGCUACUCACCAAGCUAGAGUUGGGUUAUAAUCAACUAGAUACUCUUCCUUGUGAAUCUCUUGCAGCCAUACCAAGACUUUCAAAAAUUGAGCUAGUUCACAACAAAAUAAAAAGUCUUAACUUCAAGGGAUGUUCCCGAUGGUCUCAUUUGACGGAUGUAAAUCUGCGGAAGAAUGAGGUGCAAGAAGUUCAUCAGAGUGACUUUCUGCCCCUGCAAAAUACUACUGUUGGUAAUUUUUCACUGUUUGGAAAUAAGAUACAUAAUUUAUCAACAAAAGUCUUCUCUCAUCUGACUUCUUCCAUAGACAAUUUUAUACUUCAAGGAAAUCCCCUCAAACCAUUUGAUAUUCGACCAUUUUUAGGAAUGACUUAUAUCAACAAAUUAUCAAUAUCUACAUGUAAAAUCGAUCAACUUCUCCCACCUGACAAUGCCAGUGAUUAUCAUACCCCUUAUCCAUCUAUUUUGACACUUGACGUGAGUAAAAAUUCAAUUACGAAUGUACCUCCUGGGUCAUUUUGGGGUUUCAUAUGGCUCAAGAUGCUGAUUUUAUCUGACAACAAGAUAAGUUCACUCUCCAACGAGUCCUUCUACCAGAUGACAUCGCUAAUAGAACUUAACAUAUCCUCUAACAAACUAGUUUCCUUACCACCUGAAAGUUUUGCUUGCGUGCCAAAUUUAACAACAUUGGAUGUAUCCAAGAAUUUACUGCAAAAUCUCUCACCCCAAUCCUUUGACGGAAUGCUAUUAAUACGGUCAAUCUUCCUAUAUGUUAAUAGAAUCACGGAUCUUAACAGUGGUAGACGAUUUUGGACAAUUGGGACUCUCAGAGUACUUGACAUAUCUUAUAACGAUAUAGCAUUCAUUUCUCAUGGGACGUUUACAGGGCUCACAAGUCUGCAGGUACUCGAUGUAUCUAACAACCAAGUAAACAGUUUCAGUAAAUAUGCAUUUACGGACCUAAUACUCUUGAGGAAGCUGCAUUUGUCAAAAGAGAGGGCAGUAUUCUUGAAAGACACCUUCAAGCAACUUCGGACUUUGCACUACUUGGAUCUGUCAUAUACACAAAUUAAAGUGUCUCAAACUUCUAUUGAACAAUUUUAUAAUAUGACAUGUUUAAGAAAUCUGCACUUGGAAAUGGCUCAGCUCAAAGAUACCGAUUUAUACAAUGGGAUUAAUAAUCGGUCGCUUUUCUCUGGUCUUUUUUCACUAAAAAAACUACUACUCAAUGGCAAUUAUUUAGUCAGCCUGGAUAAGAGAGUAUUUCACAACCUUUCAAACGUUUACUAUCUUGAUAUGAGCAAAUCAAGGAUACAGGUGCUGAGGUCGGGAGUCUUCAGUCCCCUCACUUCUCUGAGGUUUCUUUAUCUCCGUGAAAACAAGCUGGUGGAGAUGGCAGGAGACAUUUUUCAUGGUCUCUAUCAACUGAGAGUGGUGUACAUCCCUAAUAACAUGCUUAGUGGCCUGGAACCGACAACAUUUGCCCAGGCUCCUCGACUGACCGUGCUCUCUGUAUCGGGAAAUCAAAUCAGCACCGUUGAGCGUGGGACAGUUCUGCCAGCGAAUACAUCACUAAGGUUGAACAUUUCUAGAAACCCUUUCACAUGCACAUGCUCCCUGACAUGGUUCAGGCAAUGGCUGCAGUCAGCUGACAUUGAUCUCCAACAUCCAGAUAAGACACUGUGCUCUAAGACAUCAUUACAGGGAUUGGUGAAUCAGCCAAUCAUGGCAUUCCAUCCUGAGGAUCACUGUGGUGCGGACAUUGUUCUAAUCACGAUUCUUACAUUGACAGGUGUAGUGAUUGUGAUGAUAUCCAUGCUUGCCUACAACAAGCGAUGGUGGUUGAAUCACAAACUCUUUCUUCUCAAACUAGCUGUCAUUGGAUACGAGGAAAUGGCAGAAGAUUUCAAUGCAGAUAACUAUCGUCAUCAUCUCAACCUCAUGUUCGAUGAAGCAGAACAGGAAUGGGUUGACCGGGUCAUGAGACCUGCACUGGAGGAGAGGAUGCCACAUCUUCAGAAUACCAUCUUUGGAGACGAAGACCUCCACCUUGGUAUGUACUACAUCCCUGCACUCUAUGAUGCCAUCGACAACAGCUUCAAGACUGUCUUGUUGCUUAGCAACCAGUCUGUCAAUGAUGCCUGGACCAUGACCAAGCUUCGUAUGGCUCUGGAGCAUCUCAACGAUUCUGGACUGGACAAAGUCAUCUUGAUCUUUGUUAAGGACAUCGAAGAUGGGAACAUGCCGUACCUUGUCAGGUUGUUCCUGAGUAGAAACAAACCUUACAUGUUGUGGACGGAUGAUGAAGAUGGACAGGAAUUAUUCUGGGCUCAGUUUGGGAAAAGCAUGAGAGCUAAUAAGGCUAUCAACAAUGCCAUUCCUCUCUAAAUUGUAAUGCU